GCUAAAGACGACGCCAUGUUGAGAUUGAUUAAGUCAGGAGCGGUCCUCGUUUUCUGUUGCGAAAAAUCAAGAGUGGAGAAACCAAACGUAGCUUCUUCUUCUUCUUGUCCUUUUCUUCGACUGCUAAUCCUCACCAAAUAAACCCAAAGCACGGGCAAGAAAAAUCGUCGAAGGCAGGCUGCAGCGUGCAGCAUCUGUCGCACGACAAACAGUCACAAUGUUGCACAAGCACAAGCAGGUAGUGGAAAGAUGAGGAGCUCGUCCUCGUAGGUGGCCGGUCACCGCAUCCGACCGCGGGACACCACCUUUGGUCCUGGGCGACGGGAGCAAAAUGUCAAGGUCGAACAUGUCCUGCCCUGCUCGGAGACGAGUCGGGGUGAGAAGUGCCCUGCUGCCAGUCGCAGUGCUGUUCCUGUCUCUCGGAGCAAGCUGGGGGAACCAAGUUCGCUUCUUGAUGAAGUCUACCCCCGCCUGUGACUGUUCGCAGUGCGAGGCUGCCAAGCGGACGGAUGCGUUUGCGUGCGGGGUAUGCUCCUACUAACUUGAUGUUUCUCUUUUUCUCAAUCGUAAUCUGGAAAUUAGAGGGUCUUCGUCUUGUCCUUGUGAUGAAUGGAUCAUGUCAUCAUGGCAAAUGAGUCAAGAGUUCCAUAGACAGAUGAACAUGAAGAAAAUCUGCAGGCGCGUUCCAUGUGUGAGCCGGAGCCUAUUUCGCUUGGAGACGGCGUAUUGUGCACGGUUCCAGCGAACAGCGUCCUGAUGCCCGGCGAACAGGGCAUGGGUGUGCCCAAAAGCAAAUUUUGCCUGAAUUCCUGUGUGCCACAGCAAAACGCAGCGACGCUCAAGUUGCAGAUGAAUGCACUGUGCUCAGCGAUCACCGAGGAACAGAUGAAUCUCAUCCCGGCCGAUCCAAACGGCGUCGACCCUGCAUGUGUCAUUGCACACUUGGAAUCCCUAGACCCGGACUACAAGCGUACUACGUGUUUAUGAAGUAAUAUCCAGUUUGUGCAUUUUUUGAUGAAGGACAAUGAUGUAUAGUUUGGUGUGGCUGGUUCUUGUGACUGUGAGAAGUGUAUCGUAUCAGUGUGGCAUGAUUCGAAAUACGGAGUCUGCUUGCUGUACUGGUCAGUAAAUGACUUGCGUCUACUUCUACUUGAGAUGAAUACGACGCAGGGAAGUUUUCAUCUUCAGAGACCGACGAUCAACAUGCUUCAUCUACUACAAACACAAUGAACAGCUGUGAAAGUGGAAGGUGGGGACGCCGGAACAGCCGGAGCUGCCGCAGCAGCUACCGGUGCAGGGGACGCAGCACCAGCCGCGAAAGAAGUGCCGCUAGAGAAAGCCACGGAGAAGGACCUCGAGCACUUGCAAGCGAACACGUUGAAGACGCAGGCCACGCAGCUGCGCUUGCGCACGGCACGCGCCGCCACUGUGGCGGAGGAGGCCGCCGCUGCGACGCAGGAGAGUCUGCAGGCGACGGAGGCCGAGGUCCACAAAAAUCAAGGGGCCAUUGCAGGACUCAAAUCGCUCCUGCUACAGACGAAAAUGUACAAACAAGCAACCUGGAAAGCGCGUAAAAAACAUGUUCAUGGGUCGUACAUUGUGCUUUGUAUUUGUUGUCGUCGUGAGCUCUUUCUUCGUGUAGUUGAAAAUUAACACGACCUGUAAAUCGUGGUUCGUCUUGGUUCGUCUUGAGCACCCAGGAGGAUAACAAAUGCUAUUCCUAAAUCCAGGUGAAGAAACCGCGGCGCUGAAGAAGCAAAUGGAGGCAGCAGCGGAAACUGCUGCCGAUGCCGCGACGGCGAACGCCAAAGCACUCGUGGAGAAAGAUCUAGCUGCUGCACAGAAGCUUCGGGACGAGAAUGUGGGUCGUUUCGCCCCCACGUCGAAGCCGCUCGCGCUAACCUCCCCGGCGGCGGCCAGAGCCAUGGCUCCCUACGAUGCCGUGUAUCAAAUGCAAAAAUGUCUAGGUCUGGAAGAUUGCUAGGUUUGUCAUGCAGGUUUUCCAUGACCCACGCGGUCUGGCAUGCACGGCCUAGCAUGACAGGUUCUGUGAGAUCUCUAUCAUGCCUUUCAUCCUGCAUGAGAAACUGCUUUUAAAUUUGUUCAAAAGUGGACCUCUUUCGGUAAUCACGCAACACAAAUUUUUCCACGAUCCAGAUGUAGCAUGACAACUUACACUCUUCCAGACCCAGACAUAUUUGCAAUGCAUACCGUGGCCGGAAAGGCGAAAGCAGCGAAGGGGGCACACGCCGCCGCCGCCGCUGCGAUGCAGGGCGAGGCGAGGCAGACGCAAGAAAACGCAAAGACGACACUCCGGGAAGCGAUGGAGUUUCACGAGGGGGGGAGCGAGGACCUGGCGCAGUCGUAUCACGCACAAGCGGUCGACAUGUUCAACCGGGCCGCGAGUUUGCAGGCCAGCGCCGAAGCCCAUCAAGCCCAGGCCGCGGAGAUUGCGUCCGUGUUGCCGGGGUACGCGGCGCUUUCCGCGCACGCUGCGCUACACGCGGAUGAUCGGGCGGGAGCUGAAAUCCCGUUGCCCGUCCCACCCGCACCCCCGGCCGCCGGCUCAGCAACAACUCUGUUGUAAAGCGGCAGACUGUAGUUUCUCUGUAGUGUGUUUUUUGUCAGGAAAUCACAAGCUUCAUGCACAUUGUUUCAGUAUUAAUAUAAACUUUUUUCCAUCGAGUCGUUCUCGUCUUGAGACACUAGCGAGCGAAUUCACGAGAACAGAAAAAAGUCUUUUGCAUAAAAAACCUGCUCCUCUGCGAACAUGAGAAGAAAGGUCGGAGGCGCCUUUUCAUCGCGUCGAAUCCAAGUCGCACCAUUAUUGCGCAGUGGUUCUUCUCGCAGCCGUGGCUGCGUACGUACUCGAAUUGGACGGACAAGGGUCCCGAGUGUGAAUAAACUCGUCCGCUACAGGAAAAAAGCG
Amoebophrya sp. A120 is the source of this 2929-nucleotide messenger RNA. The record is from the annotation of a GenBank genome assembly. Lineage: Eukaryota; Dinophyceae; Syndiniales; Amoebophryaceae.